CGCUGAACGACGAUGACAUCACAUGUGUUAGGGUCGAAAAGUCAAUAAUUCUCUUUUCGAAUUUGUUAGUCGAACGGUCUAGCUUAACUAAGUUCCGUUUGAACGUCAGGAAAAAAAUAUGCUAAGCAUUUUGUCCGAGCGAAGUUUACAUGCCGCAAGAGGGUUUAGAAGCCGGUGUGCUUUCAGGAAAGCUCAGUGAAAUUUAUCUGUCUGUUAACAGAAAUGGCGCGCUCGCCUGGUGACAGGAAGAGCAAGUUGUAAACUGAAGAAUGGAAGAUUCUACAACGAGCAACGGACCGGAGGAAUUUUCUACAGAAGAAAGCGACGAGAAUGAAGUUUGCUACAAACAAAGGUGUAAAUAUUUGGAAAGCCAACUCGAAAAAUUUCGAGAGCAGGCCACCAAAGUGCGCGAAGUCAUUAGUCAAAAGGUAUGCAUGUAAUUUCUGUUCAUUUUAUGUCGUGUUCACCUGAUAUUCUCAUUUUACGAAUUAUUUGCUUCUUUUGUUCUUGGGUAAAGGUGUAUUCACAGCCUUUUGAAAGGUUUUCCUUUUUUGUUUUGGUUGUAUUCUUCGCGGUUUCGGAUUCGUAUAAGCCUCGCUUUUAUCGGUAUUGGAAUCUCCUCAGCUCACUCGUCGCCGCGUGGAGGUGAUGUUUGUUUUCAAAUGAUUUUCAUGCAGCAAAACAACAAUGCACUGAAAAUAUUUCAAAAUUUUUCAUCUGUGAAAAGUUUUGAGCAAUGUCUCCGACGUUUUCUUUGAAGUGAAAGAAUCGUGAGGUUAAAAGAAGUUAACAUUCAUGCGUUUCUCGGCGUCAAAACAUAACCGCCAUUCUCGUGAAGUGAAAUAUGAGAUAAAAUUUCCACUUUCGAAGGAAACGAGAGUUUAAUCGCCAUAAUCAGCUGCUGACUCUAGGAAAUAUCAGGCCUUAGUUUAAUUCUUUUAUUUAAACAUGCAAGAACGGUUGGAAAAAUAUUUUUAACAUCGUUGAAUUAAAAAUUCUGAUCAGCUGUUCAGCCUUGUUGUCUGAUCUGCUUUCAGCCAUUCAAUUAAUGUUUCAGUUUUAAAUUUUAUCAACAAAUCUAGAAAUUGUAAAUUAAUCUUUACAGUAAAUUUAUGAUCAUAUGAAACAGCUGCUGUAAAAGUGUAAACUGUAGAAAUGCAAGUUACUCUUUAUCAUAAAAUAUUCUUGGCAUUUUUGAUAAAUACUUUUCAGACAAAUUUUAAUAAAUUUUUGGCUAAACUUUCUCCCAUUUUUCGGAUUCAUUGAUUAUUGACAAAAUCGAGCAAUCAGCGAGCUAUAGUUUAAUAAAAAUUUGUUUUGAUAGUAAACUAUGAAAUAGAAUGCGGCAAAUUUGCUCUCUUUGUUUCUUCCUUUGAAAUGAAAUCACGAACCACAAGAAAUGUUAGAUUGUCUGCUGAUGUCCGGCCACACGCUACUGUUUUGUGGAGUGUUUAGAUGUCAACAUUUCUGUAGUGUCAUCAAGUAAAACCCUUUACCGAAUAGUGACGUAUUUUGAUUAUGGCUAAGGUAAACACUGUUGUAAAAUAAUUGGUUCAGGUACACUCCUGAUCUUUACUUUUCACAAGGGAAAGUGAAACAAACACCAAGUUUGUUGCACACAAAACUGUGCAAUUUUUUCCGGUUUGUGAAUAUUAGCUUGCCAUGUUGCUGAAAUUGGCUUUGUAUUUUGUGUAGUAUACAGUGUUUUCCUUAAAGGCAUAGCCAAGUGAAAUAAUUGUCUUGCUAGUCUCCUGUUGUGGGCAUUGUGUAUCGAUAAGUUAAAUAUUUUAUAAAGCCAGUUUAAAUGUUCAUUUUUUAUGUGGCUCAUGGGACUUUGCUCUCCCUCAUCACACACUUUAUAGGCAUUCUCUUGUUUAAGUGGGAAUUUAUGAUUAUUUAUCUGUAAAAAAUUGGUCUGUUAGACAGAGGUAGGAGAAAGUCAUGUCUGGUCAUCCAGGACAUGUAGAUUUUCCUUUUGUGCAAGUAACUUUUUAACCUCACUUGUCUAAUUAUAGGCAGACCACCCUCUGUUCAUCUGGCCAUUGUUGCUGUUGAAUCUGGGCAUUGGUCUUUUGUACUCAAUAGAAGAAAUACAGACAGGGCUUCUGAUAGGUCGCGGAAAAAAAGCUAAAUUUUGCGGGAUUUUCAGGUGCAAAUUCGCUAAAAAAUCGGCUGAUUUCACAGGAUUUUCGCGGGAAAAAAGUCAACAUUCGCGGAAAAAUCGGCUGAUUUCAUGGGAUUUUCGCCGGGGACAAGUCAAAAUUUGCAGAAAAAUAGGCUGAUUUUGCGGGAUUUUAGCGGAAAAAAGUCAAAUUUCGAAGGAUUUUCAGGGGCAAAUUCUUAGAAAAAUCAGCCGAUUUCACAGGAAAUUUCGGGGGAAACUUCGCCAAGAAACAAUCAGUAAAAAACAGCUGAUUUCGCUGGAUUUUUUUAGCAAAUUUCGCUAAAAUCGAUCAGUUUUGCGUGGAUACGACCAGUGUUGUUUAACAUUUUUUUAACAGGGAUAAUCAUUUGCUCUUUCAACAACAGUUCGCUCGAGAAAUGAGCGAAUGCUAAAGCUGUUAACUUUAUGGUUAGUGCCCAGUUUUUCCCAACGUUCAUCUAAAAACGUCUGGUAGUUUUGGGAUGUUGUUUACUUGUUGCAGUGACGAAGUUUCAAGAUAAAUUUGGACGUUUAGGGUGAAUAAAACAGGUCUAAUAGCCAGGAUAAGUAUUAAAUAUGUUUUGCCAACAUGUAUUUGGAAAUAUUUCUGGCAGAUUUCGUAGUAUUUCGCAUUUUUUUGGGAAUUUUGUGGGAUUUUGCGGAAAUACCUGAAUUUCGCGGGUCCGUGACUGCGCGAAAUAUCAGAAACCCUGUACAGAUUAACGUUCUUUAGUUCUAAACUUCUGGUCAAAUAAUCAUCUCCCAAAAAAAACGCUCUUAACAGCUCGGGAUGAUGAAAAACAUGACAGGUGACCAAGUUGACAUUUUGCUUGAAAUUUGUUUGAACAUUUCGGUUCAAAUCUGUAUUUUGGAGUAAAUUGUAGUGGCCGUAAAAAAAGCGAUGCUCAGGUUUCAAUAAUGACAACAGCCCCAUGAACAGGGGGGUUUACCUGUGGUCCAAUAGGAAAGGGACCAUGCAAGACAUCUGGUAACUGAACAAUUAGCUAAAGCAAGCAAUCAGGCUCUGGAAAAGCAAAAUGUGAGACUGCUGCUAGUCCAAAGGUCAAACUAGAAUUCAAGCUUUUUUCAAGCCCUGUUACAAUAAAGACCAGACUUCCCUUUUCCUGACUAUUCAAAGCUUUUUACUUCUAUUUUACAUUUUUUUAAAUAUUGAGGAUCUCAGAGUUUUCAUUUAUGAUAGAGAACCAAUAUUCACAGUCCAAAGUGUUGUGGGGGCAUAGUCUUGUAAUCGUAGAGUAGAAAAUCAAAUUAUGAAACCUUUCAAGUGGAUACUCAAAAAUUUGUGCAAAAUGCAUAAAAAGGAUAUCAUUUUUUUUCUGAGUGGAAAUCUUUUUAAAAGUAGUUAUGCCCAGUCCUCUUCUCAGAAGAGAUCUCCUGUGGUUAGACUCUCUUCUCAUGCCGGGUCAGCUGUCAUCAAAAAGUGAUCUCUUUCAAACUAGUUUUUCAAUUUUUAACCGUUUGAGCUGAGACUUUGCACGAUAAUAGAACUUUGUUUUACCAACAAUCGUAUGUUUUUGGAUUUUUUAUUUCAACGGUUUUUGGCGUGAAAAUGACGUCAUAAGAUUGACAGAAAAAUAUAAGUUUCAACUUAUGCCAUAACAGGUUAGCAAUUUUGAAAGAGUACUCAGAGAAGAACUUGAAUGUGAAAAAAGUUUUUGAAAACCUCAUUUGGUUAAGAAGAUAUGACAUUCUAAAGAUCACCAAAUUUCUAAAAAUAGUAACAAAAUGGCGGAAAAUACGAAAUUCACAGCUCAAUAACUUUUCAGCCAAUUAAGGUUUACAAAUACUUUUUUCACAUUUGAGCUCAUCUCUGUAAGUUCUUUUAAAAGUUCCAGUUUUUUACGCCAUAAGUCGAAAACUACUUUUUGCUGUCAAUCUUGUGACGUCAUUUUCGCGCCAAAAACCGUUAAAAUAAAAAAUCCAAAAACAUACCAUUGUUGGGAAUACAAAGUUCUAUUAUCGUGCAAAGUCUCAGCUCAAACGGUUAAAAAUUAAAGAACUUGUUUGAAAGAGAUCACUUUUUGAUGACAGCUGGCCCGGGGUGUCUAGAUGACCAAGUCCAAUUAGCAACCACUUUGCAUUUGGGUGGUCGCUAAAAAGAAGUUCAAUGAUAUACUCUGAAACAAUGUUAUAAAGUGACUCUGUUUUACUAAUGUCCCUUUGUGUGUGCAACAAAGGAAUUAGGAGACUAAUAGACAUACAUGUAGAACGUGCAUGCUACUGGAGUACAAUGUAGAUGAUUCAUAUCAAUUUAUGAUCUUCUCUUGCACUGGCUGUUAUGCUUUUAUAAUUUUUUAUUAACCCAUUUGCUCCUGGAGAUUUUGCCGAAAAACGUGUUUUGAAGCUAGUUGAGUGGUUUUCGGGUCACUGUCUUGCUAUUAAGAGCUAAGACUUACCACAAACCCGCUUAGUGAGGUUGUACAUUUCACGGCCUUGUGAUUCAGAUACAAAAUAUAAGCGUACGAAGUUUGAGCAUAUGCAGAAAGCAAAAUUUCGAAAGUGAGACGGCAGUCUUGACUUUUACUUUUCGCUUUCUCUCCUCCCCUCUUUUUUGCUUUUCUUGCAUCAUUUUUUUCUCGUGCUGGGCGUUUUAGUAGGCUUCAUUUUGGUGGGAAUGGUUUGUAAGAAAGCUUUUAGGAUCUUAGGAUUAGGUGAAAGGAAAGGUAGCUGGGCAGUGGAACAAGAUUUUCAUGGAAAUUUUCAGGUCAAUGUGACGUGGUUUUUUGCCUUUUUUUCCGGUGUCCUUGACUGAAUUGUGCUCAUUCUGGUUUGCUUUGAAAGAUCCCUUCACUCUGCACAAGUUAGCGGACAAAGUUGACCUUGACCGUUAAAACUGAUGAUGUCACAAGGGGUAAACAGGAUGUGGAUCCGCACAGGCGGUUAUGGGUGCCUCAGGGGCGAAUGGGUUAAAUAUAAACUCUUCUUUUCAUAGUCUGAAUUUUUGUGGCCAUUAUCUUUUUUGUCUUUAUUCAACCUAAGUAAUGAAGCGGUUACUCCACAGUCAAACUUUAUAAAACAAGGGAAGGAAAGAAAAACCAUACAAUAAUAAAUAAUUUGGUUCAGCACUUGAGUGGUAUGGUAUUUGGGCUCUGACACAGCAGUCUUGACUUUUACUUUUCCCUUUCUCUUCUACCCUCUUUUUUUGCUUUUCUUGCAUCAUUUCUUUUUCUAUUGCUGGGCAUUUAGUAGGCUUCAUUUUGGUGGAAAAAGUUUUUAAGAAAGCUUUUAGGAUCUUAGGAUUAGGUGAAAGGAAAGGUAGCUGGGCAGUGGAACAAGAUUUUCAUGGAAAUUUUCAGGUCAAUGUUACGUGGUUUUUUGCCUUUUUUCUGGUGUCCUUGACUGAAUUGUGCUCAUUCUGGUUUGCUUUAAAAGAUCCCUUCACUCUGCACAAGUAAGAGGACAAAGUUGUCCUUGACCGUUAAACCUGAUGAUGUUACAAGGGGUAGAAAGAAUGUGGAUCCGCAUGGGCGGUUACAGGUGCCUUAGGGGCAAAUGGGUGAAAUAUAAACUCUUCUUUUCAGUUACAACAGGCAGAAUUUUUGUGGCCAUUAUCUUUUUUGUCUUCGUUCAACCUAAGUACUGAAGUAGUUGCUCCACAGUCAAACUUUAUAAAACAAGGGAAGGAAAGAAAAACCAUUCAAUAAUAAAUUAUUUGGUUCAGCACUUGAGUGGUAUGGUAUUUGGGCUCUGAUAGAGAUAAUAGUUUUUUUUCCCAAAUUUUUGUAAAUGCUUUUAACAAGUUCAGGGAGCUUAUCCUGCGAAUACAGAUUUUUGACCAUUUUCGUCUUUCCUGGUAGUCUGUCUACAUGUGCAGUUUAUUCUAUUAACAUUCCCUUACAAGCAGUUUCUUGGGACUGGAUAUCGACCCCUCCCUAUCUUGGUCAUCCCACGCAGCUAAUCUCAGGAAAAAACUCUAAAGUGUGUUGCUUUUCUGGCUUGCAGACAGACUGCAGACUAUUGUUUUUGGGGUUAGAAAACAAUGGGACUAUUCACAGGAAAAAAUAACGGAUUCUCAUUUUUGGAUAUUUUUGGGUAUUUAAAGAAUACCCACAAAAAUCCCAAAUUUGGAAGAGUGAGACAAGUCUCAAUCUGGGAACUUGGUUGGGAAUUCCCUGGUUGGGACUUGUCUCACUUUGCCAAAUUUGGGAUUUUUAUGGGUAUUCUUUAAAUACCCAAAAAUAUCCAAAAAUGGGAAUCCGUUAUUUUUUCCUGUGAUUAUUGUCACGCACUCAUUUGCAUGGUGAAAACAAUAGUCCGCAGUCUGCACUUUACACUGACCACAACACUGUAAUAUUAUUAUGCACUUUAUUGAAAUGAAGUAUCAUUCAUUCAUUCAUUCAUUCAUUCAUUCAUUCAUUCAUUCAUUCGUGUCUUAAUGUACUUUUACUAAAAAGAAAAUUAAUUACAGCAAUGAUAAUUUUCAAGUACAUGUAUUAAUGUUACAAGCCAAGUUUAAAUGAAGUUUGGCCUUUUUUGGGCUUGAAUGCUUUUUUAUAUUGCUUAGAAUAUAAUAUCAAGAGGGAUAUUGGGGCUGAGUCAUUCUUAAGAUUCAUUGUGGUUUGUACAUGUAAUAUAUCUUAUUCAAUCAUUUCUAUUUUGUUGUAUUAGUUAAAUAAUUUGGAAGAAAAAUCAAGAAGUGCUGAUGCAAAAGCAGCAGAAAAAGCCCAACAGGUUAGCUGUUAUUAUACUCAUACUGAUCACAUAACUUUUUAGAAGUUUCAUGGCUCAAUAUAUUCUGUGUUGUUAUUUAUUUGCAUUUGCUUCAAUCCAUCCAUUGCUGUAGUAUGGACCACAGGACUUCAGACCAAACUUGAAUUUUUCUUUAGUUUGACCAGUUGGAUACAGCUGUUAUUGUUAAGUCUUGUUUUGUGGUAACCUUUCCUUUUGAUGAGCCUUUGGACUUUUUCUUGUAACAAAACUGUACAUCCUGGCAUACGCAUUCUCUAACUUAAGACUAUGCUCUAGAAGUCCCCGGUGAUGUUUGGCAUGCUAACUUUUCCUCCUGGGUGGCUUGAAAAUCUGUUUUGUUUUUUCAUAUACAUCACAUGCUGGGCAUCCUGUAUUUCACAGGUUCACGGCACUGGGCUCCCUUCAAUUUUCUUAGAGAAUAGCCUUGUAACCUACAGGUAUAAUAUCUUGUCAAAUGAAACAAUUUUUUGUUUCUUCUGCAUUAUAUUUUAUUGAUGGUUUUUCUAGGUGAAGCAUUUGGAGAGCAUGGUGACUGUGAAAGAUGAAACAGUUGCACAAUUAAGGGCUGAGCUGGAGGAUGAGGUAAUACAGGGUUCCUAUUCUGAGAUGGAGGCUGAGUGCCAAUUAGCCACUUUAGAAACAAGAAGGAAACUUGGCCAAGUUAACUUUCACAAGACUUCUGAGACAGUCACUCUGGAUAGGGAAAAACAUUGGCUAAUAGAUGAACUGCAUGUCCCCAGUAACAGCCUCAAAAACCAUUGAUCUCAACACUUUUUUGGCUCCAAGUCCCUUCAUGUUUCUAAAGUGGCAAAUGCACAUUUGAAAAUAGACUGUUUUGCAACUAGCACUCUAUAUUUUGUCUUGAAACCAUUCUCAACAUCAAAUGCAAAGUUCUUCUUGCAGCUAAAAAGGGUUUAGUGUUGUUUAGUUUUCUCCAAAGUGCGUCCUCGAUCUGAAUAACCACAAAUUGAUUUUCUUUUGUCUGUAAAUGUGAUGGUUUCCUGCAAUGUUUUGUCAUGCCAGGCCCAGCUUUUUAGUAUUUUUUGCAGGAUAUUAACUUUUGAAUUAGCUUAACAGUCGUAAGACUGUUCUGUUAUUGCCACUUUGUGAACAGGCAAGACCAUGGUUUCGGUUCUCCACGCGAACCUCAUCAGUUGCCGGGUUGACUUUGUGCUUAACUGGAUUUGUAAGAGCAACUCAAGUUGUUCUGUGCCAUGGCAAGACACCAGCCGUUCUGUCUAGCUGAGAUUUGACUUUGCCCCCCUCCCCCCUCACAGAUUGAAAAUUCUAGACUUGAAUACUUCAUGUCACAUUUUACCUCCCCAAAUCCAACUUUCUGGAGGUUUUGAGCUAAAAUUUCAUCCUUGCAGGCUUUUAGACCAAUUAAAAAGAUUUUGGGUAGAAAUAUAGCUUCUUUGGCGUAAAUUAACAAAUUUAACUUUGAAGCUGCAAUGACAAAACCUGCAUUGAUCGUUUAGAUUCACUGUGAUUUGUCCAUUCCUGCCGUCUGUGCGUUGUUUACUAAAAAAUUUUGACAAGUUGAGAAACUUUGUGUUGGUUCCACACAUGUCCUCUAAAGUUCACUUCUGCUCUAUGGAAGGCCAAACAUUUUAUUGGUCGAUUUAUGACAGCUGAUGACAGCAUCAAAUGUGGGUGCAUGCACUCAGGCAUGACAGGCCAAGUGCGCGGUUUUAAAAAUCCUAAGGUUUGUCUGCGAGUGUUUCCUUCCUUUUUUCCCCACCCCCUCCUCACUCUCUUACUUGCCACAUUUUUUGUGUGGUCUUUGACUCACGUUCCUUGUUCUUUGCUCCGAAACCACCAGAAAUGCUUGCUACGCAGGCUAAGUAAUCUUGGGUUUUUUUAUCUUCUAUGUAGAAACAAAGGCGGAUACUUCGUGAAAAGGAAGUUGAAGAUAAGGCAGCCCACAUCAAAACCUGGAUGCAUAAGAAGAUUUCUGAGGUAGGUUGCAUCAGUCAUACUAUGGAAAUCCUGUGAGAUGUUAUAACAUUGAUCAUAAAAAAUAGUGGGUUUAACCCAUUAACUGACGGAUUAUCAGUUAUAAUUGGAAAAAUCUCUUUAUAAGAAUUCCAAUUGAUUAUAUUUUUAUGUGACAGUAUGAGGCAAGGUUACAGGAGGAUGAAAGAAAGUUUCUGCAAUACCGAGACAUAAUUAAAGAAGUUAGCAGGGAGAAUGAGCAGCUUAGGAGAUUACAUACACAGGCUGUGAACAUGGUGCGAGAAAUUGAAACCAAACUUAAUUUUUCUCAAGGUGGGCGCUGCAUUUCUUUCUUCUGCUCCUUCACUAAACAUCCAUGCCACUGCAAAAUUGCAAUAGGCCAUUUAUGCGGUGGCAUUUAUUUUGCCAUAAGAAGGAACCAGAAUUCAUUUCAUUUUCCUUUUCUUCUUCAAUGUUAUUAGUGAUGUUUAAGCAUCAACAUGUAGAAACAAGGUAAAAUAACUACAGUCAAAUCCAUUUUAGAGCCCAUAAUAGCAGAGUGGGAACUUAUUUCAUUCAAAUCUCUGAGCUUGUUAUAUUUUUUCCUGGAAUUUUGCUGACGUCAGUAUUUGUGGGGACUGUCUGUUUUAAAAACAGUGAUAUGUCUUCAAGGCAUAGUGGAUAACUGAAAUUGAAAAUUUAAUAAUUUAUUGUUAUUAUAAAAUAUUAUAAUAAUAUUAUUUUUGAUAGCAGUACAUGUAUGAGCUAGCAGCUCAGUGAGCCCACAUAAACAGGUGCAGGACAUUGCACUACAGCUGUACAGUGUGUUUUGAAGGAAAUCAAUGUAUUAUUAACACUUUUAUCAUUUUGAUAGUUAAUACUGUAUUUGUUUGUUUGUUUGUUUUUAACAGAUCAAGUUAUCAGAUUAUCCAGGGAACUUGCUAAUGCCCAGUGUCAGGAUGGGGACUAUUCUGUCUUGGAACCUGAUCCAGAACAGCUUGAGUCUGGAUUUCAGUCAUUUCAAACUGAAAGACUGACAAGUCAGUCCUCAGUUGAUUCUACAAGCACUCUUGCACUCUCACCAAUAGCUAUCUCUCCUGAUUGGGGGGCAAGAACUUCAGUAGAUGAACAUGAUGAUGCUAAUUCAGGUUUACCUGAUCAACCUGUUGAAAUAAGAAUAAAAAGGACAUCAAGUGGCAAAUCGCCAUCUAAAAUUCCUCGAUUUGUUGGGAAUGCCGAAGAUCCCAGAUCAGCGCAAAUCUCAUAUUACAUGUCACUCAAGAGAGGGCUAAAGGGUGGGUCUCAGUCCAAGUUUUUCCUUCAGAUACAAGAUUCACACAGUCCUUACAUGCAGUUAUUGUCACCAGAGAAUGUUCCACUGAAGAAACAUUAUGAUAGCCAGUCAACACUGGAUUCUGAAGCUGACAAUGUCUUUGAAACUUACUUAGAACCUGUAAAUCACAUUGAUAAUUCAGAUGGUUUUCCAGCUCAGCUUGGGGAAUUGGUAGCUCUUCGAUUAGAUCAUCAAAGCACAACUCCCAGCAUAGCAGGAACUGAGCAAGAGGAUUUAUCUGACCGAUCAUCUAUAGGUUCAUUUAGAGAUCAAUCAGUGACUCCUAAUCCUAUUUAUCAAACUAUUGAACAAACUAUUGAAGAGUUGGAAUCAACAAGAACAUUUGUGGACGCUCUGACUGACAAUUUGUCAUCAAUAGAUAGUGGAUUACCACAGCCUUCACCCCCGCCAGCAUUACCUCCAAGGUUUGAGCCAGAAACUGUUUUACCACCUCCAGUUCCACCGAUUCCUAAGACAAACCAACAGGGAGUUGUUAGAAGAGAAUCUAAUUUUGCUAGCUACUUAACGGACACAGAGAUUCGAAGUAAAUCAGAACCACAAACAAGUAAAGAGAAUACUGAGAAUGUGACAUCUUUGGCACAGAUUGCUGUUCAGUCCUGGAUGUGGAAUGAUAAUUCAGGUAUGCUUCAAGGUUUUAGCAACAUGGGCAUCCAAGUGUCCUGUUUUUGAUCCAAGUUUUUUUUAUACAUUUUUGACACCUUCAGGUGGGCUCAAACAAAUUUUAAUUCCAGCUUGUCCUUUGGGCAAGCAGCUCUCAAAUUUUGCUUACUAAGGGCCACUUCUUGUUCAGUUUGUCUUAGUUAAUGAUUUUGUUAAAGAAUGACUUGCCGGGACCCUUUCCCAGAAAGAAAAUCUACAUGUCCUGAACUACCAGAGGGGUCUUUUUGGAACCCUGACCUUGGUUUUAGAACUGCUGACUUAAUGGAUUGGUGAUAUGUUUGCCAAUUUGGAAAAAAACUUUCUCCUGAGAGGUUCUAAUAAUACUGCUCCAAAUUUGCUGGAGGAGGGUUUUCCUCUGGACUUACAUAAACCUUGAGGGUGGGGUCUUUCCCCAAGGUCCCUUUUGUGGAUGGUCACUAUAACUUCCUGUGUUAACCCUACCAAGCAUCAGCAGUUUCAAUAAGCACUGACGACCAACAAAAUGCAUCGGCUAGUUUGCUUAGAGCAGUCGGCUACUUUUUUCCCCGAAAAAGAAGCAAUUAAUUUUUAAAAUUUCAUAAACAAAAAAUAUAUCAUUAAAUCUGAGUUAAAAUGUAAGUUGAUUAUGAUCUGCUUUCAAGGUCCACUGAUAUGUUAUGCUUUAGUUACACCUGACGUGCUUCUGGUCACACAAACACUGUAUUUCAGUCAAUUUUUCACACAUUUCUUUGUAGGUUUAGGCAGAAUUUGUUUAUGUGCAAAUGUACUUAAUUUUGAAUAUUGACAUUUGUUCAUUGUUUGUAAGAAUUGAUUGUGUGGCUAUGAAGCCUGAAUGAAAACAGCAUUUUCUUGAAUGAAAAGCAGACUCUUCUGUUCUCAAUUUAAUCCCCGGAAUACUGGAAAUUGCAUUUUAAGGUUUUGAAAUUCCAAAAUUUUCUGGGGGAACAAGCCCCCAGACCCCCUUAGAAGAAAGGGACUAUUGGCCGCUUGUCGAUGCAGUUGGUUACUCUAUUCAAACCUGCUGGCUACUUCAAUAUUAUUGAAACCCCUGCAAGCAUACAUGUACGUGUAUGCAUUGUCUCUUUUGGAGGUGUGAUAUUUACAAUACCUGCUGUCUUCACAUGUAUUGAAAGAUUGAUGGGAUGAAUAGAGGCAACCAUGGUUGGAGUUGUAUAUUUUAGAGAAAAAAUACGCAAAAGUUAUUUAAAGGCUUCUGAUAUUAGACCAUGGUAGUUUUUCAUAAUACUGUAUUGCACUGUUCAAGUUUACAGAGUUAAAAAAGAGGGAAUUUUGCUUUCAGUAUACACACAGGUGGAACUAAAUUUUGAAUGUUAAAAGUUUAUCAUGUUAUUAUUUUCAGGUUCAGAUACCCCUCCAUUUGGUACACUGGACAGAGCCCAUAAAGAGCUCAACAUGUUGACGGUGAGAAAACUAAAGGUGUUGUUACAUGCUAACAGGGUUGGCGUUGUCAGGGAAAAGUCAGUGCAUUUUGCCCCAAGUCAGGGUCAAUCUUAGUUCUGAACACAGCCAGUCAGGAAAUUCUAUUUUAAGGCUGCUGUAGCAAUGUAGAUGGGCAUUAAUUAAAGACAUCAUUUUGGGCCUGUUAUUUAUGAUCCAUGAUCUAUAACUGGUUUAAUUCAGUGAAAAAUCCAGAUAAUUUUCUCCACAAAAAAUGUAAUAUUAAAAGAUAUGGAACAAGGCUGUGGUUUAAGAAGAGUUUCAAGGGAGCACUCCCAUUGCUCUGAAACCUAUAAAAUCCAGGGUGCCUUGCAUUAGUUUUAAGCAAAAACUAAACUUUCCUAGUUGCCCCUGCCAGUAUCACAAAAUCUUAUACGUUCAAGCAUCCUCUUGGUUAUUGCAUUGUCAUCUGUUCAAUGCACCAUUUUAUUAUUAGUCGUUAAUAAUUAAUUUUAUUAAGGUAAUAGUUUUGUCAAACAGUUGUUUGUUUUUGUUUUAAUAUUAUUUUGUCAAUGUAGUAUUGUUAUCCAGUAGUCACUUUGUGUUUUAUCUUUGGUUGAAUUCAAUAUUUUGUUUUUUGAAUUUACUAACUAGUAUUUUUUUAUUCAAAGUUGUUUAACCAUAUUAAUGAUAACUUUUUCUUUACAAUAUAUCGGUACUGUUUAUAGUCAUUAUCAUUUUUCCUUGCUUGUUUGAUCUGACCAGUUAUUUUAAUUUGCAGUUGUGUUAGUUGUUGGUUUUAAUUUGUAGUUUUUAUUUUCAACAUACUCACAGGAACAAACCUGUCCUGUUUACACCACAUUGAAAGGGGUAUGUGUUUGUUUUGUUUCAUGCUUUUUUGGCAUGUAGUUCAGCACUCUCAUCCUAUUUCCACAAACACGUAACAUACCAAUUUUUUUAUUACUUCUUAUAAAUAUUGCCUACUGUUUAUUCAUUUUAGAUUGCUUUGUAUUAAAAUUGUUGAAUAUAACAUUCAUCAAAACUCAUCAGUUCUCAAAGUACUGUUAAUUGUUAUUAUAAUAAUAUUAUAUUAAAAUCAAUAAUACAAAUAGUUUGUUGAUAAUGAAAAAAAUUAACAUAUUUGAUAAUCAAUAAAACAGUUUUGUCAGGCCUUUGAUAAGAGAAUUUGAAAGAGCUUUAAUAUUAUUUAAAUGGGAUAAUAACUGCGAGGUCAGGAUAAGUAACUGAUUAUUAGUUUACUCAUUUUGAAUGUCACCUGGACGUGAUUUUCAGUUUUGUAUAAAAAGUUUGACUACUUAAAUGUAAGCUUCUCCUCAAGGCCCUAAUAGUUUUUGCUUAAGCAUCAUUCAAUAUUAAUUAAGAAGUUCGUUGAAACUUUGUCUGACCUGCCUUGGCAUUUUAAUCACCAGCUUGAAAAUUAACUGUUGUAUUCCUGAGGUCAAAGGGAAAACUCUUUCCAUGCCACUUAGAUAUAAUUUUGAGAAGCACAUUUGUAUACAUCACUAAAUUGUUGAAAAUCAAGUCAUUUUUGAUGAUAUAAGCCCUAAGAUCAAGUGCAUUAAAAUUACUCCAGUGGCCUUAAAACAUUCUGGAAAGGUUGGUUUAAUAUUGAGUGACAUUUUUCUGUAUGAACCAUACUGAUUUUGCACUGCUUUCUAACAUGGUUAAUCAUACCUGUUUUCAUUACUUAUUUCAUCUAAAGGCAAGGAGGUGUAGUGCAAUCUUUGUGGUAAGUGCACUAUUGAAUGAAAUCCAAAAGUAAAAGGUCAAAGCUUUACCUGCUGUACCUGUGUUGUGUGAUGUACAGGACAGGCACUUGUGCACCACUGAUGGUCCCGGACUAACUUAAUUAGUUAUUAAUAAACUGUCACCUUUUGAGGAUUGGAAUGAAGGCUUUUUGCUUUUGUCAUUUGUUGUUAUACCUGUCAAAACUGGAAAGAUGGAUGGAACUAUGAUGCUUGCUCAAGAUUACUUGCUUUAUUGCCUCCUGGUUACCACAUAUUUGAAAAGAAAAAAAACUAAAAAGUUAAACAUUAAAAAAUGUUUAAUUUAAAAAUUUAAAAAUUGCCUGUAGAUGCUGUAGUAAAAAAAAAAACGCUAAGAUAGUUUUAGAGGUGAGCCCUUGAAAAUAUACAUAUAUUAAAGGUUAAACAAAAAAGUAAACAAUAUAAAAUAAAAUAAAGGUUAUUUUAAAAUAUUAAAAGUAAAAAAUGGUUUUUAAAGAAUAUCGGUAAUCUAUUCAUAGCACCUGCUAACAUUGCUUUUUUUAAUAGUCACUGUUAAUGUUAGGGUCUGCAUUUGCAAUUUUGAAUGUUCAAAGACAAAUCCAAUUUUUGUUUCUUGGUCCCUUUAAAUUACAGUUUUUGAUUAUAAUAUUAAUUAUUCAACAGAGAGCUUCUCAGCUGCGCAAGACACCAUUUUCAGGAGAAUCAACUGAUUCAUCUGACACUGAGAGCACUGCUGGGGAUUACUGUACUCCACCUGAUGAACUCUCGCCAGCUGAAGAACGUUCGCAACUUAAAGAAAAAACAGAUCAGGUCCUUGAGGAAACUACACAAGUGUUAAAGACCUGUGCUACAUACACCACUGUUAGUCUGAAAAAGGUAAUGAUUUGUAUGAUUGAAUUCACCAUAGUCAAUCAACACGUCAACCCAACCCCUUUACCAGCCAGCGCCUAAAGAAAUACUCGCCCUGUGACUGACAAGUCUUCUCAAGUUACCCAUGGAUCUCUCCAAAUUUGAAAUUGCUGAAAUCAGGAAAAAAAUCCUUGUUAAGUGAGCACUAUGAGGCUUAUUUUUGUUCCUGAUCAUAUAGGGAACAGGUGGAUUCCAUUGUUUGCUGUGCUUCUGUUAAGAUUUAGAUUGCAGAAGUGGUCAAAAUAUGGUAAAAUCAUCAGUGGCUAACAGUGGAGUGGGCCUCCUUGGCUAAUUCUGUCCUGUUGUUAACACUUUUGAUGGCAUCUGUAAAUUUACAGCUGAACAUACUGACACUGCAAAUAAUGCCUGCCAUUCAAUGGCCUUUUUUUUGUUCAUUUUGUGAUGAGGGAAGUAAUUUUGGAAAUGUCAGUCUAUCAGAGAGUACCGUUAGGGAAAGAAAGUUUCAUGUCUUUUUGUAGGGAGACCAGAAAAAGGAAGGCUAUCUAACCAAGCUAGGAGGCCGUGUAAAAAACUGGAAAAGAAGAUGGUUUGUUCUUCGUGAUGGUAAACUUUACUACUAUAAGACAGAGGUAAAAAAGUUAUCCAAUAUUACUUUAUUUUAAGUCUGUCUUUUAACCUUAGAGCUAUAAGUUUUAAGAUUCUACUAACUUGAUCUAUUCAAAGUAAUUGGUUAGUUUACUUUAAGGUGAAACAUGCAGAUAAAAAAUUUUAAUCCAAAUAUAUUUUGACCUGUUACAUUUACAUAAACCCUAUAAAGUCUGUACCAUAUCACUUCCUUUCAACUGAAUGAGAAAACUGCUUCUUAACUCAUGUUGUUUUACCAAGUGAAGGAGAUGCAUUUGCACAACCCUGACUUUCUGCACAUCACAAGGGAAAUUCCUUACACAUAAUAGCCUGGUGUCCCUCUUAAGCAGAUGUUCAGCAUAGCAUUGAAUGAUGUUGAAAAGUAUGACAGCAAUUGACUUUGUUGUUCUCUCAUGACGUGAUCAACUUUUCGAAUUUUCUGUUGUAGCAUGAUGUAAACAGAAAACCUCUAGGACAGAUUCCAUUGGAUGGGACUUGCAGAAUUGCCAGAACAGAAGGUGCACUCACAUUUGAAGUAAGAAACAUUAAUAUUUUAUUUCUGGCAAAGCCCCAGGCUAAUACACCUUCGUAAGGGUUUUUAGUGAGGACAUAUCAAAAAGGGGCAUUUCUAUCCAGGGGAGGCUUUUAACUAGACUCAAAAAAUCAUUUCAAAACAAGCUAUAUAGCAGUGCUGAUCCAAAUACUUUUUGAAUUUACUCGCUUUUUUAUGCUUUGAAACAUUGUAAAAAAAUGGAAUUCAUUUCAGUACAUGCUACAGGGGAGCUUAUAUCUGGAGGGUGGGGGCCAGCCUUAUAACCGGCUGUAUUUUUUUGGUUUACUGGCAAAUGGUAUAACUGGGGGGAAUUACAAGUGUAGGGGUGCUUAUAAGUUGAAGUUUACAGUACUCAAUUUUUUCAGGCCCUCUUUUUGCAACCGUAAGUAGAAAUAAGUAAAUGAACUUCUUAACAUUUAUCAUUCAGUUACAUUGGCUACCAUAAGACUCCUAGCUUAGGAUCACUUUCUAUAAUUACCUUCAUGUUAUAGCUAAUUUGCAUACAAUCCUUAACUUAAAGGUUGCAACGCCAAAGAGAACAUUUUACUUAACUGGCGAGACAAAGGAAGUCGUUGAUGAGUGGCUCAGAGGUAAUAAGAAUAAUUAUUAUGAAACUUUAAUAACAUAUAGUAUAAUUAUUGAUAUUAAAUUCAUCCAGUUUAAGGUUAUUUAUUCAUAAGCAGGGCUACAUCACAAUUAUGAUAUUUAGAUUAAAAUCUGAAUGCUUAUGAAGCAAAUUCUUUUUGCCCACUACAAUUUGACUCCUGGGUGUGCUGAAAUGACUAUGCUGAAGUCAACAGAGACAAUGCUUUCAAAGAAGCAGAAACCCAGAUUAGCAUUGAAAGCAGGAUAAGCAGUGACUGGCUUUCAAACAACAUCAUUACCGUGCUCCAUGCUUUUUAUUAUUAUUCAUUCUUUCAUUCACUUAUUUCUAAGAUUUAUAUAUUUUUAGUUUUGCAUAAUGUGAUGAGAAAGUUUUCAAGCACUCCACUCUUGCAAGCUAGUGAAAAAGAAAUCAUGAAAGGCUGGCUAACAAAGGUGAGACUGAUCAAUCAAGUAAAUUUUAGUCCCAGAGUUUUGCAUACUCAGGUCUACUUGCUGGCUGAAUGGACCAGUUUCAAAGAUUCCAAUAUUCAUGCUCGACUCUGAGCCUAAGGAAAAGAAAAAGAAUUAAUCUCAGUGCUAUUUAUUUUGUAUUAUACCCGCCCAGCCGUUGAGCCAAGUAAGAAUUUUUAUCGUUCAAAACCAGACUUUCAGUGCGUGAAGUCCUGAGUUCGAUCCCCGGUGACAUCACAACCUUGUUUCAACUUCUCUCCUUUCUGUGUAGCUUUGACUACUGAGCUUUAAAUACCCUUAAAGCAGAGCAUUGAUGGAGAGAGGGGGGUGUAAAAUGAGUGCACAGUUGACCUCAAGUUUAUUAGUUAUUACUGUCACAAGUUAUCGACGUGAAAUAUGGUUGCUUUUCCUUUACCUUCAACCCGUUUAUUAAAUGGGUUACGUGAUGGCUGUCUGAAUAGUUAAUUUUGUCAAUAAUGCCACAUAUACUUCCUUGUUUGCUACACAUACAUACGUACACAGUUUACAGGUAGCCAUUACCACACCUGAUAGAGGAUCAUGAGGUUCUCCCUAUAUUAAGAUCUCUCCUUACAGAUAACCCACCCAGCCUGGGAAAGGUUGGCCACACCACCAGGGUCUACAUCCCCUACCCAACUUAUUUAUAAGAAAUUACUUGUGAAUGACAAAUUCCAGCUUCGUGUCAAACGUUAUUGCAAAAGAUUUUGUAGAGGCUAUGAACUCAAAUUGCAUUUUUGGACCUGACAAACGAGAAAUUGAGAAACUGAAAAGUUCAUUUUCUGCCUUAUUGGUCCCAACCCUGAACUCAAUUUCUAUUUUCAGGCAAUGACAGGUCAGGAUGUCAUACAGCAGUGUUAACCCUUUAAACCCUAAGGCCAAAAUUAAAUUCUCAUUUGUUGCCCGUAUUCAUUUCCUACAGAAGUAGUGGGGAGAAGAUGAUAAAAUAUCAAGCAAAUUAAUCUUGUGUGAUCAUGUCCGUAAUUCUCAUGACCACUCUGUUUUACAAAGCAUUGAUAUUACAAGGAGAAAUUUGAUGCUGAUCACUCUUAGGGCUUAAAGGGUUAUGCUUAUAAAUCGUGUGGGAGAAAGAUGAGACAAGAGUCCCCAUUCUAAUAGCCUGUGUAGAUGGCAUGUGAUAAAUUUAAGGAAUGAAUAAAAACAGUUGCACUGCCCUUGUCCUCCUCUAUCAUGCUCAUCUUUUGUCUCACGCCCCAUGUUUUUUUAUGCACCUGCCAUGCAUGUUAUCAUUCUAAACCACCAGCUUAUUAAAUCCCAAAUUUACUCGGGGAAAAAUACUGUGGCAAAAUAAUAUAUAUUAAUUUAAAACAAAUUUCUCUGUUUCUGACAUAGUAUCCUAGGGAAAAUGUUGCUUAGAGAGGACAGAGGCAAGGCUCACCACUAGAUAGUGUAAACACAAAGCAUUGACUUGGGUGCUAUUUAGCUGCAUUCCUGUUACUGAUUUUGUUUUGUUCGCCGAAAGGUUAAACAUGGUACAUCCAAGAAAUGUUGGACUGUUUUACGUGGACAGUACCUUUGUUACUACAAGAGUGAAGAUGAUGUGGUAAGUAAAGGAGAAUUCUGUUUCAGUUAAUAACAACUCCAUCUAAUAAUUUGAACACUCACAUGUAUGUAUUAUUCAUUUGGUAAAUGAACAAAAAAUUAAUGUAAAAUCACUCACUCUGCCCUGAAUCCCAAAGUGCUGGUCAGCGACCUUUCUCGCUGCUUCGCAACUCACUCUGGCAGCUCUGCUGCUCAACUCCCUGGCUCCCAAACAGGGAAACAAUCUCUGACACCUAGGGUAUAUUAACCCAGAUAGCAUUGUUAUCAAGCUCCAAAUGUUGAAUGGACAAAAUUCUCACAACAUUAUUGUGAUGCUGUGAAGGACUUGAACCCAGGAGUCAUUUCAAAAGGUUGAGUUUGAUCGUCCGGGUGAACGUAGUCCUGAAUAGGACUGUUGUUGUUGACAGAUGGGUGUACUGUAAUAAUUAAAAUCAAUCAAUCAAUCAAUUUAUUCAUGUCAUAACAUAAGAUGGGGUUGCUCCGAGUAUCCAAGCCGGAGACUCGUGCAUAAAAUGCAUGACAAAAUAUUGUUUCGGCUGUAGAGUGAGGCGUUUAACUGUUUGUGUUAACUGGUUGUUGUUAAACACAGAUGCCCUUUAGCAUGACACUCAUGAUUGAUGUGAUAGUGGAGGACAUGGAGUCACCUGAUUCUGAAGAUGGUUUGGAUAGUGAACCAAUACCUUACCGGCACUAUACACUGGUGAUGAAGUCACUCAAACAACCCGCUAGCACCUACUUGUUGAUCGACUCAAAAGAGGAGAAGGUAAUCUACAAUGGAGGUUAUUAGAAGAUGUGGCUUGUGGGUCAUAAGUAUUACAUUACAGUAUUGAUGGGCCCAUCGUGUUGCAGUAUGACGUCAAAGCAAAGUAUCGAUGUGUUUCUAGAAAGUCAGUUUUCCGGCAUGAAGUUUUUUCACCCGAGCGUUUGCUUACCCAACCAAAAGCCAAGCGCGUUUGUAUCCGGUCGAUAAACCAAUCAAAUCGCUCUAUUUCCGUUAGUUUGUUGUUUCUGUUUUGUUCGCGCGUUUUUAUUUCAAGGUCAUACGAAAAUCGCUCUAUCUUCAAUUAUCUUUAAAUCUUCAUAGGACUCUUGGUUGUUCCAUCUUAAAGUCGCAUCAGGCAGCGGGAUUGAUGACAUGGGCACAGAGUUUGAGAAGCACAUCUUUGAACUCAUCUCUCAAGACUGUGAUCCUGGUAAUACAUAUUUACUUUUCUCAAAUAACCUUUCCAUAAAACUUCUCGUUUCUUGAUUGGAAGUGUUUAUUGCUUACUAACUUCGGGCGAGAUGACUUUCGGGCAACUUCACCAGUUACCUGCUAAAAACUAGUAUGCUGGACACCCUAGACAGUUUUGUCAGAGCUUAGCCUUAAAACGAUUUUUCCUCAGAGUCCAAUUCAUAAAUAGCCUGCGAACCGCAGACGUAUUUCCCGUCGUCGCUUCUCUCCUUCCUAAAAAUUCGGAGGGAGAGAAGCGACAACCGGAAAUUCGUCGGCGGUUCGCAGGCUAAUUCAUAAAAUUUGUGGCACUGAAAGUGAAAUAAUUCAUAAUUUACUUUUACUGAACAGGUAUAAUCUUUUUUACCAUUUGUAUUUUAUUUUAUUUUCCAGAGAGUGAAACGUGGAAUAGCUAUGUUUUGAAUCACGUAAAAGAAUUAAUUACCGAGCCGCUCACUACUCUUCCAUCUAAGGAACUUGAGGAUGAAGCCCUCAAACUUUUCAAGGUUGGAAAGCACACGAUUACUCUAGCUGCUUCAAUUUGUUAUUCAGCGUUUUGCAAAUUAAAAUGUGUUAUUUUUUUUUGUUUCUUAGACUGCGAGCAGUCUUUUAUUUUUCUUCUGAGUCACAGUAGAUCGAGAGUACGCGCGAGAAACGAGGGCGGAAGCCCCAUCUCUCCUCCUUUUUUAUCUAUUUGAAUUUCUAUUGACGGUGUAUACUAUUUUCCCUAGUCCGUGCACCUGUUUACAACUGUGCAGACAGAAGAAGCAGCCAUCGAUUAUCACGUGUCACUAGCCCAGAAUGCCUUGCAGAAAUGCCUUGAUCAUCCUGAACUUCAGAAUGAGUUUUACUGCCAACUGAUUAAACAAACCUCAAAACAUGUGCAUAGGGGACCUCAGGAUUUGGGCGUAAGUGUUUUUGCUUCCCCAUCCCUUCUUUUUCUUUUUAACUGUUCAAAGGCCGAUUAUGGCUAAUGUCGGGUUAUUUAACGCGGUGACAACUCACAUGGAUUCUUUGCAAUUAACCGAGGAUUAGAGGAUUAGAGGAUUAGAGAACUCGGCCCCAAAGUAUCUAUUGCUUCCUUUGGGAACCAUUUCCACUCAUCCCCUCCCUAAUCCAUGUCCUAACUUUUUCAAUCAAACCCUUACCACUACUCGUUCAGGAGCAAGUUUCUUUCCUUAGAGGCGUUGUAAGAGUCACAGAAGGAAAAUCUUGAUCACCACAAACACGUAUAAAUCUAAAAGGGCAAUCGCUACUGCAAACAAACACUUGCUUGUGUUGAAUACAGGUGCUGGUCUAUGAAAACCUUAAGUUAAUUGUUUUGUGCCUGAUUUAUCACUAAAAUAAAUGCAAAGAAGCUUAGCGCAGCACAUCGCAGCUAAAGGCGCAACUUUAAUAUGUAGUUGCGAAAAGAAAGCUUAAAAAAUUCAGGCUUGCCGCGAUUGGAACCCUGACCUCUGCAAUACCAGUGUAGCGCUCUAACUUAUAAGAGCUUGCAAGCCAAUGGGAGGUGGUCAAAAAUUGGUCUGUAAUAUACCCGGGAGAGAUGAAGAUGAAGUGAUGAAUAUAUGAAUUUCAUAUUUUAUUAUGGCUCAUAAAUUACCGUUUGGACGCGCUGGAGAAAAAGAAAAAAGAAAACUCCUCGGACAUUAGACCGCGGCGGAAUUACGCUGCUGUUUUCUACACCUUGAACGAAAACAACAUCUGUUAACAUCCCUGUUCUGUCUCUCUGCAGCAUUUCUUGGAGCAUUGUGGCAAGUCAUCGUGGUUGAGGGAAGAUUCGUUCGACAUUUCAUCACAGGCCACCAUCGAUCUGCGCCCAGUUCAGGAGCAUGUCUAUGUCCAGGCCUGGCAGCUUCUUGCACUCUGCACCGCGUUGUUUGCCCCUAAACAGAAAUUUUUGCUUUUUCUCAAGGGGCAUUUAAACAGAAGUUCGACAUUAAGGUAGCUGUUCAUGAUUUCCUGUUACUAGAGACCUUUAGACGACUACUAGGACGAGAUUUUCUCAAUACUAAGGGCGUGAAUCAGCGUCAUUUUGGCGGGAAAACGCGGUAGUCGUCGUCACUCUCUGCCGGGUUUAGCCAAAAAAUUGAAGUAGCGGAAACAAGUUAUCAAAUGUUAGAAGUUUUAUCAUUUAAAAUUUGCGAUCGGGAGAGGGCUUAACGUCCUUCAAUAAAAGUAACUGGGUUAAAAUUUCUGGUAAAAAAAAAGAAAGUAAAAUGAAGCUUUUCGGGGUGCCUAUUUUUGAGAAUACGCGAAAAAAAACUCAAAUCUCGUCGUAGUCCUCGAAUCUAAAAGUCUCUACUCUUGUUGGAAAUGAAUGGUGUAAAGUGAGACCCAGCUGAGUUCAGAGCACUAUCACUGAAUAAAAUUACUACCGAUACUUAAUAUUCCUCUUCCCUUAAAGGGCUUUUCAGAGAGUAGGAAGCAAGUAAUUCAAAUUAAACAUAGCAGGUCGGGUUAAGAAUCGCAACUGGCCGAAGGCAAACUAGUUGGCCACUUGCCAGGGUAGCCGAGUAUUUGAGCUACCGACAUCCAGUUAGCUCUUUGGGCGGGACUUGAACUCGGGGCCUCCGGAUUGCAAGUCGGCCACGCUGCCUGCAGCUCCUACAUAAUAAUUGAAUUACUGACAAUCUUUUUGCAUAGGAUAUUAGUAGUUUAGUGCGUGAUAUUUUACUCUUUUUCUAAAGAUCUUCUUUAGGUAAGGAUUUCCCGGAGGGGAUUGGCUCAAAGUUGUGAUCACGUGAUUUCAUUGGCCACUGAAACAUACGGUUUGGAUAUCAUUUGUUUUCCUCUGUAGAACAAAGCUUGGAAAAUAUGCCACCUAUUGCCUUAGAAGCUUGGAAAGAACGUUGGCUAACGGGAAAAGAGAGGCAAGACCAUCAAGAAUGGAGGUAAUGUGUAGGAAUAAAAACUCCACUAAGACUUGCCUAGUCUGCACCAAUAAUGGUUAGAAGCAGUGAAACAAAAGACGAUUGUAUGAAUUGAACAAUUGCUUCAGUAGAUUUCCUUUCGCUGAGCGUUAAGCCUCCCCGUUCAUCGUGGCGUCGUUUAACAUUGCAUGUGCGCACGAAAUCUGGCAAGCCAAGAUGUAGCGAGCUCUUCUCUGAAGAUGACAGAGGAUGGACCACUGUCCUCACAAAACUUGAAUAGAAAAAGAGAAAUGCUCGUGUUUUUAAGUCGCUUGUUUGUGGCUUUAACAUUCUGCAAUAUUUUUUAUGCAAUAUGGAUUGCUUAGUAAGACUGCUUUUUUCUUUGUUCCCUCCCUUUAGGUUUAGUGUACAUAAAUGAUUCAGUGCAUUUGUCUUCUUAUUCAUUUCAUGGUCGUUUUUCUGCAGGUGUUGUCUGUUCUUCUCCACAGGCCAUAUGAUCACUCUUGUUCUAUGAGCAUUCCAGUUCACUUUAUCGACGGCACUACUCAAGUAAGUCAAACGUUGGGCGACUUGGUCUGUUAUUAUUAAAGUAUUGUUUUACUAGUGCACUAAAGGGCCAAGUGUAAACCAGCGGAUUUGCCCACAAAAAAAGAGUGGUUUUCGCACGGUUUUGUGGUCGAUUCGCUACAGGCCCACAGUCGUCCAAUAUUUAGAUACCUAGUCGUUAACAAUUGAGCGCCAACAUAGCUGUCAUAUUAUUUUUAGCCAGUACGGUCGAAAGUGUGAACACCAUAACCGGCUAGACUUUCCUACGUCAAAGGUGUGGAGUCCUAGGAGUUUAAAACCACUUGAGGAUGGUGUAUUUGAAAAGCUAAUGUUUCGGUAUGUUAUUGUAAUUUAAGGUAUUUGGUUUUGAUGGCUCGACCACAGUUCAAGAAUUCUCUCAGACAAUCAACAGAGUAAGUUGUAGUGGCAUGUUCUUGCUUUCUGUCGAUGAAAAUGGAAGUCUAUGGUGUAAAUAGACAUUAAAUUCACCCGUAUCUAAAGUAUUUACGUUUAAACAUGUAGAGCGUUUUUUUUUUUUCAACUUAACCAGCUAUGUCUAAAGCCGUAACAAAGGGCUGUUCGAGAAGUGGUUGUCAAUGUUAAGCUGGAUACUUGCGACCUGGUUUGGCAAGGCAUUUUUCUUGUCGUUGAUCUUCACAGUGUGGAGGAGUGUGUCAUAACUUACAAGGCUGUGCUCUAAUAAAAUACGAAGGGAGCCUAGGGGUCAUUUAAAUAAAACUCUUACAAGUGUAAUUUACAAGUGUAGCUAUUUUUUUGAGACUCUAAAACGUUGGCUACACUUCUAAAGGUUUUAUUAAAUUGAUCCCAGUUCUCUAAACCUGAGAAAUCGAGGGUUCUCAGCAUGAAAUUUCGGUAUGCACAAACUAAGCGUUAGUUUUCUAGUCGCCCAAGAGCAAAGUAAGGUGCCAGGGGCCACUGGGCGCUGCUAAAGCACAGUCCUAAUUUAGCUUGCUACAAGUUUCUUUGUGCUUCUUACGCUGCCUUUUAUGCCUCAACUGUUUCCUUAUGGUCGCGCCUUUGGUUUAAUUCACAAGCUCAUAGUCUUUUGUCUUUUUCUUGUAGUGUUAAGUUAUUUUGAAUUCUAGGAUUUUCUUGAUAAAUCCCUCCCUAGUUGUUACCAGUAAAUUUAUAGAAGUUUUAUUACUUUCGUUCAGAUGAUGGGUAUUCGUACUCCACCAGAGAGUGGCUACGCGCUCUUCACAGAUAACCCCGUCAACGCAGUGGAACAUUGCUUACAAGCCAGUGUAAAGGUUGGUAUUGCAAGAAACGGUCCUGAACAUGCUUUCACAAAUUCGAGAUAAAGUGUUAUCAGUCACCAGCAGACGAGAUAGUUGCGUUCCCUUCCUCCAAAUUUGAGCAGCAUCAAUUUGAUUAUUUCGGGCGUAAGAUUUAUAAUAUUUCUAUGCACGGAUUUACACCCUUAGCUCACGUAAUCGCAAAAUGAUGAUCUAUAAACUUCCGUAUGUGGAUAUAAAACGUUUUGUCGUUUACCCAGGAAGUGAAGAAAAUUUUUUAUCGCUUUGAAGUCUCUCAGUCAGAAAAAUUGAUUGAAUUUCGCGUAAUUGGUGACUGCGUCCCUUCUCGCUCUGUGAGUUAUAGUAUACGUUUUUCCUUUAUUUCUUCGUUAUACAGCUGUGUGAUGUGAUAUCAAAAUGGGAACAAGCCAUGCGUCAGAGCCAGGGGAGACUGGACACGAGUAGGGUCAUCAAACUGUCCUACAAAAACAGGUGAUUAUUAACGGAAGCUCACUCGAAGAGAAUUUCGUUUGACAGAAUAGGCUUUUCCAAAAAAUACCAUAGUACUCUCUAAUGUGCCUGGUUAGAGACGUCCUUGGACUUAUAUUCAGGAGGGUCUUGGCUCGAGCUGCACGUGCAAAGUAUCAGAUUUUGUACAAUUUGUAAACGUAGAAGUUGCAAACGUGAACGAAAAUAUGGUUUUGUGCAGUGUUUUGUUUUCUUUUAGAUGACUACUUUAAGUUACAAAUAAGUGCGAAGGUUGCUUUCACCACCGAACAGUCGGUGUUCAUGCAAAAGCUGUCCAUGCACACAAACUCUGAAUUCAGUCAUGCUAUGUCAGCAAAGGGCAUAAGAAGAACUGCACCUACUGACCUAGGCGAGGCUAAACCCGCGCAUUAAAGAUUGUUAUGGUGGUAUUUUUCGGAAAGAGCUAUUAGGUGGGUUUUUUGGUGACAUUCAUGGGUUUUGGUGACUAUCAAAAGGAUAGUCUGUGUCAGUAACAUUUAAUCAUGGACAUGACUGGCUCAUAAAAAUGCAGACUUUCAGUGGUCUAGCAUUUGCCAAAUAGACACCUCUUCUUUUACGGUUUAAGUUCGACAAAUCCAAUAUUAAAAACGUCACCUUGCGUCAUUAGGUCACAAAGGAAACGGCGUUUUCAGGCAUCACCCAAACGGGUCUGUAAUUGAUGUUUUGUACUUUAUCUUUCUCCCAAGAUUACACUUUAAGAGCCUCAGCAGCACAGAGACGGAGAAGGAGAGAUUUUUCCUAGUUCUUCAGGUGAGGAAUUCUAUUUUUUGUGCUCAUGUAAUAUGCUUAUCUCGUGAGGUCUAAGAGUGACUCCAGCUCGGGGGACAAGGAAUUUUUAUCACGGAAUCAGCUAAUGAUAAAAAAGCUCACGUAAAGCUGGAGUAUAACAUGAAGCUCGAAUGACUCCGCCCUAUCCUUGGCACGACGAGGCGGCCAGUGACUUUAUUGCGAAAGUAUAAACUGAACUUCCGGUCAAAACCUCUAUCAAUUGGCAGGAACAUUUUAGCAACAACUAAUUCAAAAAAUCAAUUUUUUUUUUCAUUGAGCCCCAUGACAUUCUCUCCCUGUGACAAACUACAGCUGGCUGAGCCUGGGGCUCUGGUGAUAGCUUGUCUUAUAGAGGAAACCUAAACCUUAACUUUUUGCAAAUAGUUAAGUCGAUCAUAUAACAUGAUGGCGUAUAACGUCUGCGGAGGGACUGGCCAGUUCCAACUCGAUUUUAAUUUUGUUGGCACUCUAUCCUAACUACGCGACUACUGAAAACUUACAUGAGUAUUGUACUGCAAAUGGUAAAAGCUUUCGGUUUAUUUCUUAACUUUUGAAAUAUAUAUGCAGCCGCUUCAGAAACCACAAUGUUCUAUUUCUUUUCAGCGAUAAUUGAUUUAUGGUUUUGAUUCUUGCAGACAAAUGCUAAUGUUGUAAAAGGACGAUUUCAAGUAAGCAAAGAGAUGGCGCUGGAGUUUGCUGCUCUGAUGGCUCAGGUAAUAAACCUUUUCUUUUUACCAUCUUUGUGCAUAAUGGUUAGUAGUUUCUCUCUUUUUGUUAAAAGAAGCUUAGGAUUGAGGGUGAACCUAAAGGGCGAUCGCGAAGGUGGGCGUUCGAUUUUCAAUACAGUAUGCUGUUCAUAAAAAAAACACGAACGAAUUACAGCACUCGCGCUGCUUUGCAGGCUUUAUAUAUAGGAGCUUUAAGAGAGGCACCUAUAUUAAUAUAUCGACUGUUUUCUUCAGUUUAUGUCUGAUCAUUUACGUUUGAUUUUAGAUCACUUACGGUGACUACAGAGCUCAUACAAAUUCGCUACCAAGUACGAGAAUUGAAAUGGUUAUCUCUCAGUUUUGUGCGAAGACGUUGAAAGAAGAAACUGGCAAGCGGUAAGAAAUUAUUCAACGUUAGUGAUUGAUCUAUAGUUUGUGUUUCGAUACCGAGAUCAUACUUUCUUGUUUACCAGUGUUUCACUGUUGCCAAAGGCCUUUUUGUUUUUGUUCCGGAUUUUCCUCUUUUUUGCGGACUAUCCUUCAGUUUCUGGUCAGUUAGGUUCUGUGGGCUUGUUUUCCUAUUAUUUUUCCUUUUCUCUGUUCUCUGGCCGUUUCACCCGUUCUCUUUCUUGAACCUUUCCCCUUGUUUGUGUUGCCUUUCCUUUUCGUACGAGCCUUACCCCUGUCCUGUGGGCUUUAUCGCCCGGUGACGCAUUUUUGACAAAGGAUUUAUUUUCUUCCUUUUUCAGAUCGCUAACUUUGCGCAUGGCCGAGAAGUGGUCGACCCUGCAUGGCUGGAACCAAAGGGAGUGUGUUGAUAGGUAUCUGGAGAAUGCACGCAGAUGGCCGUUUUUUGGCUGCAAGUUAUUCCAGGCACAGGUAUGAGAGAAAAAACCACCUUCUUAUGGUUGUAAAGCGAAGGCAGGUUUUCAUUUGAUCGCAGGCAUAAAACAGAUCCCUGCACUUUUUUUACCGGUCGUAGCGAUUCAAAUGGAUGUGCUACCAAAAACCGGCGCAACGAUUUCUGGGAUGGUUUGAGCGGAUAAGCGUUACAUAUGAUUGGUUAGUGGUUGUCUUGAAUACCAUCGACCAAUCGUAAUUAACCCUUGUCCACCCAAACGAUACCAGAAAUCGUUGCGCCGAAAGCUAGUACCCAUGGCCAUUAUAGCUUUGGAGUGGGGAAUUGGGUUUUAUGCCUUUUAUGAACGGCACUGACAGACUGUCUCUUCGUUAACAGCAAAAGCAUACAGUUUCAGCUGCUAAAAAGCGAGGACCUCAAACAGAGAGUAGCCAGCCGGUUUGGCUAGCAGUGGAGGAGGAUAGCAUUAGUAUACUGGAAGGGCAAAGCUUAGUAAGUCUGUUGUUAGUUCGUUAUUAAAUAAAAUAAAUAAAAUGAAUAAAUAAAUAAAGAUUUGGAGGUAGCACAUCCACAAAGUGGUUCUUCGUCUACCUGAUUCCUAGUCGAAUUGGAAUUUGGAAAUGUUGGUUUUGGAGGAGAGGGGAAAACCGGAGUACCCGGAAAAAAACCUCUCGGAGCAAAGGAGAGAACCAACAAUAGACUCAACCCACAUAUGGCGUCGACACCGGGAUUUGAACCCGGGCCUCAAUGAUGGGAGGCGAGUGCUCUCACCACUGCGCUAUCACUGGCUCCCUAUUUACCAAGAACGGUCUGAAAAUAGUCCUGUUCAUUCAUUUAAAUACAAAUGGACAACUAGCUUGAAUUUUCUGGUGAUAAAUGUCGCUCUUCAUAAUGAAAUGACAGUGGUAGGUGUGAGGACACAAGAACUUUGAGUGAACGAAUGUUUCGUCUGGCGACUUGGGGUAGAACACCACGUUCACCCACUCAGCAGAAGAAAAAUAGUUUUGCUUUCUUCAUCCUACUUAUCCACAAUCAAUUACGAAAAGGCUCGAGGGAUUCCCGGAUCGUAGUCAAAAAUUAUGAGACAACUUUGAAAUUCACUUGUAUUCGUAAGAUUUCUUCUUAAAAACUGUAUGCCUGAACUGUGAAAAAGUACCCUCAAAUAUAAGAACCUGUUCAGCCUGACCUCGAAAAUUUUAGGUUCUAAAAUGCGGGUUUUUAAUGUACUGACCUUCAGUUUGUGUGUUGAUUUUUUUUCAGCGCUUGAUGUGUCGGUACCGGUAUAAAUCAGUAGUGACGUUUGGAGGAUGGAAAGAUGACUUCAUGUUAGUGGUGAACCAGUCCAUCAUGCGUGGCGGCGCUACAGUAGAGCAAGGAACACAGAGACUGUUGUUUGUAAUGUCAAGAGAAAAGGUAACGGUUGGAUAACAGUGUUGGGACUGUUUGAGUGUCCUUUGCAAGGUGGUGUCAGACUGUAUUUGAUAUUUAGCAAUUAUUCCACGAGUGUGCGUUGGAUAUGAGUUAACUUUAAUCACCUCGUAUCCAACAAGCUCGAGUGGAAUAAUUGUUUUAUUAAAACGCCCACAAAAUAGCGAGAAUUCUUCCCGACUUUAUUUGUAAAAUCAAUCGGUUUUUAGCUUGUUUUUAAUUUUGGGCAGACGCGUACGGUUACCAUAUUUGGAGAGCAUGGUAUAAUGGCUUAUAUACCAUGAUGGCUCGGCCAGUCAGAACUCUAGAAUUGCAUUAUCCAAUGAUUCAGUUUUUAAUAAUGUCAGUUAUACCCGUGUAUUAGCCUGCGUGCAGACGUCUCCUCAGUGUUUCCUUUGAUAGGAAACGUCUGUACGCAGGCUACCCGCCGUCUGUGAGUCGUCGCUCAAAGAUCAACUCAUAAGGCACGUCAGUCUCUUACUGUUCUUCAAUGUUUGUGGCGGGCGAAUCAAGCAAAUCCGCAUUUUGCGAAAAACGAAGGCGUCUACCUGAGAAGUCUGAUUGGCGCCCUCUCUUCUUGUGUCGUGUGAUACCCCACGACGGCGUCAAGAAUAAUAAAAGAUUGCUCGUAAAGGGAGAGGCUUCUCUCCCGGUUCGUCUUCUUCUCUUUUGCUGUCUUCCGUCUCAACGUUACAGCUUGCUCCUUUCGACUCACUGAAAACGGACUGUAAGCUGUACUUCCGGCAGCCAUGGCAAUAUGUCGUUAACUUGUUGAAGUCUUCUUUUGAUGCAGACGUUCUUAUUAUUGCAGAUUCUUGAAAUCACUCUUCUCAUGGCGAGCUACAUCAACGCUAUCAUCCGACAAAAAGGUAUAACUUGUAACGUCAAUGAAACCGGGCCGGCUAGCAAACAAGGGAUGGAGGUGAAGGUCUGGGACCUAGAGAGUGCCGAGUGGCCCAUAGUGCCUGGCUCCACGGUUGGUCUUCUUUGACGUCACUGAAAACUCCAUUUUUAGUAUAAAAACAGCUCAUGUUGAGUUAGUUAUUUUUAUUGUUGACACAUUGUAGAUUUCUUUAAAAAGCGACUCCGAUUUUAUGCUUUAGUGUUUUUAAACUUUUAGAGUCAGUUACAUAAACAGAGUUUUGCAAGUGUUUAAAAAAAAAACCGUUCUAAGCGAUUUUCAGUUUGCCGAACACCAUUAACACCAUUUAUUGUAAAGAGUUUCAUGAAAGCAUAUGGCGUACACUAGACAAGCAUUUGUCUUCUUAAAUUGAACCACUAAGGAAGAGAUCUGAAGGUCCAAAGAUUUCCUAAACUGCAGUGUAAGUUAGAAUUCGUUUAAGUAACCGACCCUUAGUGUCUAUGAUGUGAUAAUGGAGAUAUUGUAGACCUUAUUAGCAGCCGCUGUUCUUAGAUUGAGCCCGCCGUCUCUUCUCGGGGAAAAACAAGAUCGGACCCGAAAGAGCGACGGGUAUCGAGCCUAUAGGGGUAAUUUUUGAGAGGAAGAAGGAAGGCAAUUUCAACUUCGUAGGAAGGCAACCUCCACGUGAAGUCUACCAUGUUGCAACGAAAAGCUCGUGUUUCUUAUCAGGAACUGUAUCCUUUCGGCUUUGAAGUUGCUCUCUUUUUACUUUAUCAGCUAAGGAAUCGCCAAGUAAGAAACUUUGCACCCCUUUUGGUUUUGCUGCCAUUUACAUAUCUGCUGGAAAAAAGUUGUAAAUUAUUGAAAUUCCUUGGAUUAUACUGAGAUGUUGAACAUCGUGAGACCAGAUGACUGCUACCGUAAAACCCCUCUUUACGGACAUCUAAUUCUAUUACGGACAGUUUGGGUUGCCCCUAAGGAAAGAAAGGCCUUACAUUUUCUCUAAAUUAAACCUGUUUAACACGGGCGCUUUCUAUUGCCCCCUCAGUGUCCGUUUUAGGGGCGUUUGACUGUACUUUUUACUCCAGGCCCUUGUGUUACUCUAUGGGGAGCAGUCUUGGUAAACAUUUGUUGUUUCUAGUCCGGCCGACGGCGUCGUUUUUUCCCCGUCAUUGGCUCUCUUAUAUGGGGAUUGGUUUCUCGUUAUUUGUAGUAUUUAUCUGUACUGAUUCAUUUGAAUAACCGUAUGUAAAAAUGUAAAUUUGACGUGGGUUAUUUGGCCUCAACAAGGAAGCCGUGUGAGAGUAUCGAGGGCCACCCACUACCCGUUAGUGAGAGUAUAUGAUGUUGGAGCCAAGCUCGUUGUAAAAAAUUGUCAAACUUCAGUUUAUACAUUUCACUGAAAUGAAGAGUGUAGUUAGGAAAUUAAGCAAUAGUUUGCCGAAAAAGUUGAUUUUAUUUUCAAGAAAAUAUUGAUUCUAAAUCUAAACAAUAUCGCUAUAGUUAGUAUAGCGGUAGAUAUGAGAUAUAUGUACCAUAAGAGUGAACAGUGUUUUUCGCGCUUCUUUUCGCCUCUUCUUGUCGCACUUUCUUAAAAUAGACAAUGGAGUAUAUAAAAGUGGGCGAAAUCGAUCGCGAAAAGGUGAAUUUGAAAGUCAAGGCAACCUACACGGUGACUACAAGAACCCUUCCCAAGAAGCAAUAGGUUUAACGGCAACUCUGCACUUGCCUCACGUUAAUUGUUGUACAUUUCUUUGCCGUCACUGCAUGUCUUUGGCGUGAAACGUUUCAAUGCAACGUUUUUAUGGAGAACGUAAACACGGAACACCAACUUUUCCUCUCUCUUUCUUUACUUCGAUGGUUUGAGCUUGCUGGAAUUAUCGGGAUAAAAUUUAAUGCUCUUUGUACUGCUGUAGUCGCAGUUGUGGUUGCUUAAGCCUUCUAAAUAUUCACCUUAGCUCAGAAUAAAUCUACUUGAGAGGGCUAUAAAUGUAAGAGAAUUAUGUUAAGAAAUUAUUCCUUUCUGCUGUGGAAAUUAAGAGGGCUCUAGUUCUUGUAAAAUAGUGCUUAUCAUAUCAGAUAAUAAUCUAUACCUUUUUUAAAUAAUCACUGCCCGACGCUAAUUUUGUUUGCAUCAUUUGUAGCAUAAAUCUUUAGUUACUGCAAAGAACAUAUCGAUGUUGAUGAAAUCUAAUACCCCAGUUGUGUUUAUUAUGAAUAUUUUAGUGCCGUUGAACUUCAGAGAUCCAUUAACUGUAUAACAGAACUGAAGAAAUACUUUUAUCUGGGUGGAGUUAUUUUCUGUUUGAUCCUUGAUCAGUAAGUGUUUCCUCUUUUUCCCGUACGAGAAGUUUGCAAAUACUCGGCAAGUCUUUAGUAUACCUCAGGCAAAUAGACCCUUACAAGCCAGUUUUUUGUUUUUCAAGUUUUGUUAAAGAACAGUAAUCAAAUAUCCAUCUACACUGCUGUAAAGAGCGCCUUAAAAUUAGGCAACUUAAUAAGUUUGAGUCGUGUUGACAGAUUUUCGCCAACUGGUCUCAGUCA
Molecule: messenger RNA, 32192 nt
Organism: Porites lobata
Lineage: Eukaryota; Metazoa; Cnidaria; Anthozoa; Scleractinia; Poritidae
Source: the annotation of a GenBank genome assembly